This is a messenger RNA of Suillus bovinus, 228 nucleotides long. RefSeq lists its product as uncharacterized. NCBI's taxonomy places the organism in Eukaryota, Fungi, Basidiomycota, Agaricomycetes, Boletales, Suillaceae. The coding region runs from base 1 to 228 and encodes 75 amino acids. The record is from RefSeq and is a predicted model, not a curated record. The transcript has a single exon.
AUGUCACUAUGGCACUUCAGACACCUAUUUGAUUACUUCUGGAUUUCAAUUCUUGCUCUUUGUAUUGCUCCUUUCUUUUUCAACCCACAUCAGUUUGCAUCUGCAGAAUUUGUGAGUGGUCUCGGCACCCAUGUUAUGUCGCAACUUGCCCAUGAAUUUAUUGUCAAGAUCAUUGAGCUGUUGCUGUGGAGCUCUGACCUUCUCAUUGGUCACUAUUGUUCAUAUUGA